CAGUCUUAGACAUAAUCACUCCUCGGAGACUCAAGCUCUGCUCACCACCACCUGAAGGUCACCUCCCACGUGCGCAGCCACCUCUCACCAUGACUUCCUCUCGUACCGUCCACAGCAGCUACAGCUCCCGCAGCAUCUCCAGCGCCAGCUCUCUGGGCCUGAGCGGGGCGAUGCAGUUCGGCCAGACCCGCAUAUCCACAGGCGGUCCCCUCCUGGGCCGCACGCCCAGCGUGUACGGGGGCGCGGGAGGUUAUGGGACCCGCAUCUCCCAGGCCACUUUCUUUAACACCUCCGGCUCCGGGUCACUGAACUCGUUUGGCGACACUGCAGUGAUCAACAACGAGAAGGUGACCAUGCAGAACCUCAACGACCGCCUGGCCUCCUACCUGGAGAAGGUGCGCUCCCUGGAGGCAGCCAACAAGAAGCUGGAGCUGCAGAUCAGAGAGUACUAUGAGAAGAGAAGUCCCACUGCCUCCAGAGACUACACCGCCUUCUUUGCCACCAUCACUGACCUCCGUGCUAAGAUCGCAAGGAAGUUGUCAGAGAAUCAAAGUGUCAUCCUGCAGAUUGACAAUGCCCAGCUGGCUGCUGAAGACUUCAAACUGAAAUACGAGACGGAGCUGCACGGGCGUACAAUGGUGGAGGCCGAUGUGGCUCGUCUCCGAGGGGUCCGGGACAGCCUGACUCUGGGCAUCAGCGACCUGGAGAUGCAGAUCGAAGGUCUGAAAGAGGAGCUGGCAUACCUCAAGUCCAACCACGAGGAGGAGAUGCAUCUGCUGAGGAUCCAGCAGAGUGGUACUGUGAAUGUAGAGGUGGACAGUGCAGAGUCUGUUGAUUUGACAAAGAUCCUGGAGGAAAUGAGGGAGCAGUAUGAAGCUGUGGUCGCAAAGAACAAGAUGGAGGUCGAAAAGUGGUUCCAAACUAAGGUGGAGACUCUCCGGACAACAAUCUCUGCCUGCACAACAGAGGUGAAGACAUCUUACUCAGAGCUGUCAGAGCUGAAGAGGACCUACCAGAGUUUGGAGAUAAAUCGUCAGAGCGUCCUCACAGAGUUGCAGUGCAUGCAGCAGAGUCUGGAAGAAGUGAAAAGUCGAUACAGUGUUCAGCUCAGUCAGCUGCAGGUGAUCAUUAACAGGAUGGAGGUCGAGCUGCAGCAGCUGAGGGCUUCCAUUGAGCAGCAGCAGUCUGAGUACAACCUGCUGCUGGACCUCAAGAUGAGGCUGGAGCUGGAGAUUGCAGAGUACAGGAGGCUGUUGGAGGGAGACCUGUAUGAGAAAAAGGCUGUGGUCAUCCACAGGGUGGAGGAGAAGGUGGAGGAGCAUAAACCCCACAUCGAGAGGCGAGUGAAGACCAUUGUGGAGGAGAUUGUUGAUGGAAGGGUGGUGUCCUCCUCAGUUGACACCCAAGUGGAAGACAUUCAGUAAAACCUCUGCUGCAACUAAACCUAAUUUUUUAUGAUGAUUUGGCCCAAAAAUAGUCAUUAAUUGAUUCCUAUAAUAUCUGCUUAAUGAAUGAUUUACAAGAGCUAACUGUUAAGUACAGUACAGUUUGCAUACUUAAAUUAUUAUACAGCAAGGCUCACUCUGGCAAGUCUGAAGAAUGAAAGUGUGAAACCAAACCAAAACAUGAUUAAAAGACAGAAAACCAAGAUGGAAAUGUGUAUUCCUAAUCUCAAUGUGUGUUACAAAUCAGAAAUGUGGAUUUUAGUUUCACCAUUGAUUUUUAAUUGGCGUAAUUUAAUUAGAGAUGUCACUUGCAAAAAACCAAAACAAAAAAAUCACUUUUUGUAUUGUCCAUUUUAGGUCACUGACAAUAAUAAAAAGAAAAAGUUUUUGUUGCAUGAGAUAAA
This is a messenger RNA of Lates calcarifer (barramundi perch), 1849 nucleotides long. Its product is annotated as keratin, type I cytoskeletal 19. The transcript is spliced from 9 exons. The record is from RefSeq and is a predicted model, not a curated record. Gene Ontology annotation, molecular function: structural molecule activity. The coding region runs from base 90 to 1424 and encodes 444 amino acids. Lineage: Eukaryota; Metazoa; Chordata; Actinopteri; Centropomidae.